AUGGGUUGCUUUCCACCAAGCGUUUGGAUCAGAAUCUGUAUGGACUUGUAUUUGGAAGGGGGAUGGGUAUGA
Molecule: messenger RNA, 72 nt
Organism: Spirodela intermedia
Lineage: Eukaryota; Viridiplantae; Streptophyta; Magnoliopsida; Alismatales; Araceae
Source: the annotation of a GenBank genome assembly